Molecule: messenger RNA, 1961 nt
Organism: Cylas formicarius (sweet potato weevil)
Lineage: Eukaryota; Metazoa; Arthropoda; Insecta; Coleoptera; Brentidae
Product: proton-coupled zinc antiporter SLC30A2-like
Exons: 8
Coding region: 235-1461 (408 amino acids)
Biological process (GO): response to zinc ion; zinc ion transmembrane transport
Cellular component (GO): plasma membrane
Molecular function (GO): zinc ion transmembrane transporter activity
Source: RefSeq, a predicted model, not a curated record
GUCAACAAAAUAAACAAUUUGGAAUGUUGGGUUAGAGGAAAGAUAAGGGCUAUCGCCGCAAUUCAGAGACGUGUCGAAAAUAUUAUUGCUGCGAUAUCCGAGUCGCACGAGCACGAUACUGUCUGAGAAGAGCAUAGUUAAUGCGGUAAUGUCGGCGAUUUUAAAUUUAAAACAUCGAGUUGAUGCAAAAUUAAGGGAGGACAGAAUGUUCUAAAAAUAUUAUAUACAACUAGAAUGGACCAACAAUGCAUUCAUGUAACGGAAAAUGAAGAUCAUUUCAUGUUAGAUGAUGAAAAUGUAAUGAAGCAUAGGUGCUCAAAAUGCGUGUCUCAUAAGCAGAUGUGGAUACAUGGUAAUGGCAAUGGAAAUGUAUCAACAAAAAGUACUGCAAGAUAUUGUAGCCUAACAAAUGAAGCAAUCAAAGAUGAUCAAUCAGAAAUUUCAGAAGAUUCCCCGCUGCUUAUUAACAUAAAUGAGGGCAUGCAAGAACAUGAGGAUUCUUAUUUUCAUUGCCAUGAUUCAUUGAGCACAUCAUAUGACGAUCCUAAAGCAUGGAGAAAACUGGUUGCUGCAUCAGCUUUUUGCUUUUUAUUUAUGAUUACCGAAUUAAUUGGAGGAUAUUUCGCUCAGAGUUUAGCGGUUAUGACAGAUGCAGCACAUCUAUUUUCAGAUUUCAUUGGAUUUCUUAUUUCUAUAUUGGCCAUUUCUAUGGGGAAAAAGUCUCGAACCCCACACAUGACUUUUGGAUAUCACAGGGCUGAAGUAGUAGGUGCUUUUCUGAGUACUAUGACAAUAUGGCUGCUGGCUGCAGUUUUUCUUGUAUUAGCCCUUAGAAGGCUUUACAAGGAAGAAUAUGAUAUUCAAGCAGAUACCAUGAUUUUAGUUGCAACUCUGGGGCUAAUUGUAAAUAUGGUCAUGGGAGCGAUUCUCCAUGGAAUGUGUCACGGGCACAGUCAUGGCACAAUUUCCUCUGUAGUUCCGCAGAGUUCAGGAAACAUUAAUAUUAGGGCUGCAGCAGCUCACGUGUUGGGUGACCUGUUGCAAAGUGUAGGCGUGCUGCUAGCCGCUGCAAUAAUAAAAAUAUUUCCUCAGGCUCAAGCCGCAGAUCCAAUAUGCACAUUAAUAUUUUCUGUGAUAGUAAUAUUUACAACGGCCAAAGUAGGUAAGGAUUCUAUAUGGAUUCUUAUGGAGGGUAGUCCGAUUAAUCGUGAUCGAAUUUUAUUGGAACUAAAGAAAUUACCAAACGUUAAACACGUCCAUGACUUGUACAUAUGGUCAUUGGCGCCUGGACGGAACAUCGUUUCUGUCCAUUUAGCUGUCGAUAGUCACUGUGAUAAAAGUUUAAUAACAGAACAAGCAACAAUGUCAAUAAAAAGCCAGAUACCCAUAUUUAACUGCACCAUCCAAGUGGAAAUGUACAAUCCGGUAACAAUAAAUAGUUGUGGCCUAUGUCGAGUCUAAAACCGUUUUUCCUUAAAUAAAAGUGCGUUAAUGAUCUCAAGUCAAUGAAUUUAAUUUUGAUGAGGUUAAUUUACAACCUUGCUCUUUUAUUAUUACUACUUGAAAUAUAACAUUACAUUGAAGCUCCCUAGGUAACCAAAAAUGAUGUUAAAAUAUAUUGCAAGUAUUUUUUAAUUUCCUACUUUAUUAAUUCCAUUUUUCACUGUACUUAUUUAUUCCUUUACUUGUUUCCUUAAGAAAGGGCUGAUAAUAUUUUUUCGCCCUUUAGAAAAUUGAGAGUUCGUUGUUAUUGGUUUUUUUCUACGCGCGCUUUCAUACAUGUUAAAUAGUAUUUGUAUACAGGGUUUCCAGAAUAAGUGUUAUUAAAACGAAACGGACAAUAUAGUUAUAUAGAUUGUAGCUUUAUUGAUAUUAUAUGAUGCAUCAGUAUUUUAUAAUUUAUAGAAAAAAAAACAUAGAAAUAACCUAUUUGUUGAUAUAAUUAAAUCACUCUUCUGAAA